AUGUUCACUAACAAUACAUUCUGUGAGAAUCUCUUAGGCUCAAUUCUCAUUUGUAUUCCGCACACAUCCAGCUACACGCCUCGGAACUACAAUGGGGUGGUGAUGGUGGUGCGAGCGAUCGAGAACGAAGACAACUACAACUACAUGACGGACUGGUCCUUGCAUUGCCCUAAGGCCGUGUACCACGACAACCCUGGCACACACUUCACCUGUCUCAAGGGUGACAAUGGGGCCAAGAUGGCUUCUCUGCUGUCUGUGGCCCUGGAGGUAGCUACCUACAAGCUGACGAACAUUCCGCGCGAGGGCGGUGACGACCCAAUUGUGUUGGGCUAUGGCGAGUUUGACUCGUACACCAAGUCUCAGAAGCUAUACGUACCCGGACGUCAUCGAUCGAGUUCUGUGAAGACGGUUGGACGGCUCAAGCUGUUCGCUCCAAGCGCCACUGAGGUGGGGCAAUUGGAUGCCAGAUCAUCGGCUGUCUCCCUACUUGAAGACGUGGCCAAUCCUUAUCCUAAGCCCGAGAUAUCAUUCG
This is a messenger RNA of Sphaeroforma arctica JP610, 532 nucleotides long. RefSeq lists its product as hypothetical. The annotation marks the transcript as partial. The transcript has 3 exons. The record is from RefSeq and is a predicted model, not a curated record. Lineage: Eukaryota; Ichthyosporea; Ichthyophonida.